CAUCAUUUCCGUUGAUUUCCGUUUUCGGCUCAACGGAGCACGUGUGUGGAGACUAGAGUAGCCCUUCUUUUCGCUUUCAGAGUUCAAGAAUAUAAAGCCUAUAGUAGCCGUUAUUUUAGAAAUUGCGUCGUAUUUGUUUCUGUAAUUGUCGCCGGUAAGAUAUUUAAACAUGGAAAACGAGACGAAAGAAGAGACAAAGGAAGAGGUAAAGGAAGAGGUAAAGGAAGAAGUAAAGGAAGAGGUAAAGGAAGAGGUAAAAAUUGACGAUGAUCACUUAAACGGUGAUUCUACCAGCGAGACCAAGACGAACGAGACUGUCAAGGUUAGCGAUACGCCGACCACGCAGACUGUUGACGCCAUCGAUGAAAAAGCAGAGCAAGAGACAAAAGAAAAUGGAAAAGAUGCGGAAGAACCAUCUGAAGUUCUUUUGGCGAAGAUUAAAACACAAAUAGAGUACUAUUUUGGCAAUGUAAAUAUGCAGAGGGACAAAUUUCUCAUUGAACAAACAAAACUGGACGAAGGCUGGAUUCCAAUGACUAUCAUGUUAAACUUUAAAAUGCUGGCUACUCUCAGCAAAGAUGUCAACGUAAUUCUAAAAGCAUUGGAAACCAGCGAUCUCAUGGAGAUAUCUGACGACAGGAAAAAGAUACGUCGCUCGCCAAAACGUCCCCUGCCAGAGUUCAAUGAAGGAUAUAGGAAAGCUCAGGAAGCUCGAACAGUUUAUGUCAAAGGCUUUCCGUUCACUAACACAACUAUUGACAAAUUGAAAGUCUUUUUUGAACCGUACAAGCCAUUUGAAACGAUUGUGAUGAGAAAAUAUCAAGAUAAAGAUAAAGUUCUUAAGUUUAAAGGAUCUGUUUUUGUGCAGUUUGAAACUUUUGAUACCGCUAAAGCAUUUAUGAAUACAGAAUCUGUAAAAUAUGAAGAUACCGAGUUAAUAAGAAAGUGGGCUGCGGAUUAUUAUGCAGAAAAAGCACAAGAGAAAGAGGAACGUAGGAAAAAGAAAGAAAAACCAAAGAAAUCAACUGUAAGCAAAACAGAGGAAACAAAGGAGACUGAAGAUGAUGAAACAGAGCAAACCUCUGCAGGAACAGAUAAUAAAUUGCCAAAAGGUUCAAUUAUUUACUUUUCUGGUGUUUCCAAGACGUGUACAAGAGAAGAUGUCAAGGAAUGUUUAGACAAAUUCGAUGCUGAUAUUGCAUAUAUCGAUUUUCAAAGGGGACAAACGGAAGGUUGGGUACGUUUGCAGGGAGAAAAUGCUGCCAAACCUUUGUUAGAAAAGACAAAUGAAGGCAAGGUGGUAAUCCAAAACAUUGAAGUUACCUGUAAAAUGCUCGAGGGUGAGGAAGAAGAUAAGUACCUCGCUAAAGCAAUGGAAGAUAUAGUAGCUUCAAAGAACAAAUACAAUAAAUCCAAACGAGGCGCCAAGAAAGGACGUGGAGCACGGGGUGGGAAAAAGAGAGGUAACAGUCCCUCGCACGAUACAGUUCCUGCUAAGAAAAGAGCUGUUGAAUAAGAUUGAUUUAUCCUGAAACCUUCAAAGUUACAUAGUGUAUGUUACACUUUAUUUUCAUUGCAUUAACGAAUUACAUAGAGAAAAGGAAAAUGU
This is a messenger RNA of Mycetomoellerius zeteki, 1609 nucleotides long. RefSeq names its product La autoantigen-like (gene La). The record is from RefSeq and is a predicted model, not a curated record. Gene Ontology annotation, cellular component: nucleus; ribonucleoprotein complex; cytoplasmic stress granule. Gene Ontology annotation, molecular function: mRNA binding. Gene Ontology annotation, biological process: positive regulation of translation; tRNA processing. The coding region runs from base 170 to 1516 and encodes 448 amino acids. Lineage: Eukaryota; Metazoa; Arthropoda; Insecta; Hymenoptera; Formicidae. The transcript has 7 exons.